GUACAACACUCGGAGAAAGGUCGCCACGGGCUGCUGUACGGGAUAAAAACGGAAUUCAGCAGCAGGAAAGUCCAUCUUCGCUGCAAACUAGUUAACGUAGAACCGCUAGUCAACCCCGUUAUUGUUCCAUCCCGUCCAACACAGCCCCCAAAAAGUCGACGCUUUCAACGACGUGUUGUUUGCCAGAACGAAAUCGUUUCGCGAUCCACGGUGGAAGUGCAGUUCGUGUAGUUUUUAUUUUGCCCAAUACGCAUGGAAUAACAGUACCUGGCGGAGUGAAAACAAGGGCACACACCAAUCACCAAUGGUACAGCGCCCUCAGGGCCACCUCAGCGCGCUUUCCCCUCGUCUUUGACGCGCUCCGCGAAGCGUAAGGUACAGGUUCGGUUGGUGUUUUCACGGUCAGAAAUAUGUCGAUGUGGUUGUCCGUUUCCUGAUAGCGGAGUCUCAGCAGUCUCAGGGUCAGAGGGGAGUGUGUGCGUGUGGUGCGGCUGAGGGAAGGAAACACAACGUAAUCCACUUCAUUUCAUCACGAAGUGGAUCAACGCCUCCGAUCGCCACGACAGACCAGGUCCACCCCUGCGCAACCCCUCGCUAGUGAGCACUUCCGGAAGGUGUACGUGUGUUGUGCGUGAACAGUAAGUGACAUACAUCCAACGGUGGCCACCAACGACACAAUGAGGACAGUUAAAGAUGGGGCAACAGCCUCAAAACAGCCAACCCGUUGGACACCCCCGAAGCCGCUUACCUUGGUCACGGUUGUGACCGGGGUGCUGGUGUUGGUCCUCUCGGCAGCCUUGGCCGAUGACCAGAUUCCCUCCGUGCCGACACACAACAUGUCCAACAAAGAACGCAACGAAUUAAAGGAAGAAUCCCGUGAAAUGUUCUACCACGCGUACCGGGCGUACAUGGACAACGCGUACCCGGCGGACGAGCUCAUGCCCCUCAGUUGCACUGGCCGCUAUCGGGGUGUGACGCCGUCACGAGGCGACCUAGACGAUACACUUGGGAAUUUCUCCAUGACCUUGGUGGAUACGCUCGACACGCUGGUAGUGUUGGGCGAUUUGGAGGAAUUCGAAAAUGCCGUCAAACUGGUGAUAAAGGAUGUAAAAUUUGACAACGACAUCAUCGUAUCCGUAUUCGAGACCAACAUUAGAAUGAUCGGUGGCCUUCUGUCUGGGCACAUUCUGGCCGAGUACGUACAGAAGCAGGCGGACGUUAUGACCUGGUAUCGGGGAGAACUGCUGGAAAUGGCUAAGGAUCUCGGUUAUCGAUUACUACCGGCGUUCAACACAUCCACCGGAAUACCGCACGCGAGGGUGAAUCUAAAGCACGGUAUGAAGGUGGAAGCAUUACGACAUUCGCGUGAAACGUGCACCGCCUGCGCCGGUACGAUCCUACUCGAGUUUGCCGCCCUGUCCCGGCUAAGCGGUGAACCAAUCUUCGAGGUGAAAGCGCACGCCGCCAUGGACUCGCUGUGGAAAAUGCGUCACCGAAGCUCGGAGUUGAUGGGGACAGUGUUGAACGUACACUCGGGUGAUUGGAUACGGCGUGAGUCUGGUGUCGGGGCCGGUAUUGACUCAUACUACGAGUACUGUCUGAAGUCCUACAUUCUGCUCGGUGACGAGCGCUAUCUGGCCCGCUUCAAUCGGCACUAUCACGCGAUCAUGAAGUACAUCAGCCAAGGACCAAUGCUGCUCGACGUUCAGAUGCACCGUCCGCACACCAAGACGCGCAACUUCAUGGAUGCACUGCUAGCGUUCUGGCCUGGGCUUCAGGUCCUAUCGGGCGAUCUGAAACCCGCCGUGCAGACACACGAAAUGCUCUACCAGGUGAUGCAAAUGCACACCUUCAUUCCAGAGGCAUUUACGUUCGAUUUCCAGGUCCACUGGGGUCAGCACCAUCUUCGACCGGAAUUUAUAGAAUCAACUUACUUUUUGUACCGCGCCACGGGAGAUCAUUAUUAUCUACACGCGGGCAAAAAAGCACUAAAAGCUCUCCAAAAGCACGCCAAAGUCCCGUGCGGGUACGCCGCGGUGAACGAUGUCCGUACCGGCAAGCACGAGGACCGGAUGGACUCGUACGUCCUGUCCGAAACGUUCAAGUAUCUCUUCCUACUGUUCUCCGAUCCGGCCGAUCUGAUACUGAACAUCGAAGACUUCAUCUUCACCACCGAAGCGCACCUUCUGCCGCUAACGCUCGGCCAGCUGGGCAACCACACACUCACCGUGCGAGAUCAGGACGACCAGGUGCACAUGCUCGACUACAUGCGGUCCUGCCCGAGCCCGAACAAGUUAUUUCCCGAAACAGUCCGGCGCCCCCUACGUGACCUUGUUACGGGAGUCUGUCCGCGCAUAUCGAGUGCCAAACGACUUAGAGCGGCUGACUUUCAGGCAAGCAAUACGGAUCAUCUACGAACAGUUUAUGACAUGGGUAUUACGAUGGUUUCUCUAGGCGAGGGUAAAGUUCAGCUUCUACACAGCUUCCAUAAUGCCAAAUCCCCGGAGGAUGCAGAACGAGGACUCAUUUUCAUGCAGGAAAUGGUGGAACUGUCGAAAUCGAACUCCAUCCCCAACACGCAACUACAGGCGGUUGCCUUCAAGCGCGAGGGCGACCAAGAAUUGCACAUCCUUGAGGCUGGUCCGAGCCACUUCGGUAUGGAGCUUGUCAACGAUAUGUCCAUCGAGCAGCGGGCCGUUUUCGCGAAGCCUCCGAAAAUGUGUAGCGCACUCAAAAAUGCGGAUGAAAUUCGGGGGAAAAUUGUCAUCAUGGAACGCGGAGAUUGUACCUUUGUCGACAAGGCAAGGAGAGCACAAUCUGCCGGUGCCGUCGCGGCAAUAGUCUUUGAUAACACGCCAAACACCUCGAUCAACAACCAGCAAAUGUUUGCCAUGUCCGGUGAUGGUCGGGACGACGUGCAGAUUCCCGUCGUAUUCCUGUUCACCAAGGAAGCGGAACAACUGAUCGCGGCGGUUAAGAAACAGCCUAGUCUGGAGCUCACGCUAAUGUCCGUCACCGGGUUGAAGGAAAAGCUUGCCAAACAGCGGGCAGACACACUGAAGACUGACAAAAAAAGUGCAUCAAAAGCGACGCCAUAGUAGUAAACCGAUUGCAGUUAGUGCAUUAGGAACAGAAAGCCCGCACGUGCGGGGGACGGGAGCGCAAGGUAACGAAAGUCACGGCCCCACCCAGGCGGGUUAGAUAGUAAUGAAUUAUUAGAACGAAAUUCCAAAACUCACAAUCGUUAACGGGGCUGGUCUUAAAAGUCGAAACCGACACAGAAUUGUUCAGAAGUUCAGAAUUUUUGAGGGCUUUGAAUGUGGGGUUGGGGUCAGGUCGUGAACGAGGGACGAAAAUCAUGCAUUCGGGGAAAGAUUUUCAUUUCUCGCCGUACAACAAAGUGAUACUUUAGUGUAUAGUUAAGUGAAAAAGUGUAUGAAAGCGAAGCAAAGUGUGAACAGUAAACAGAAUGGAAAAUCAUAGUAGCCAGAGGUAAAACGGAAAUUGAGCGUGUGUGUUUGUACGGAAGGAGGGGCAGUUUUUAAAUAGGGAUGCCACGGACGAAUUAGGACAAUUGUUUUUCUUUUCUGUGUUUGCGUUUGAAACGCGCCUUUAGUACCUAAACCGCGUAAUUUAGUUUGCUUUCUGCCAUCGCACACGACGAGAUACACACAUAUCACAAAGCGCCACUGCUUGUCGGCAGGGUAAGGAGGAUAGGUAGGAGGAGGAGGAGGAGGUUCUUCAUGUGGAAUACUUAGUUCAGAAAUGCUAAUUUGUGCCUCUCGUAGCGGGUGGAAGAAAUAAACUGGUUAUCCUACGUGACUUCAUACGAUACUCGUCACUCUGCAAAGCGGCACCCCCGGCGGGUGCUUUUGCCUGGUUAUCCGGCUCCGUGAUGGAUGCUAUCAAACGCAAAUCCGACGUUCGUGGCGACACAUGUUCCCAGUAUGCAGUUAUACAUUAUAUGCCAUUUUUCAAUUACUCACUGCGAAAUAGUUCCGUUCCGUUCUGGUUUGAAUAGCUUUCUCGUUGCUUUUACAUACUCCACCUCACUCCGGGUGAGGAUUGAAUCCAUCGAUUUUAUCCGUUUUUCGUUGAGUCAAAUGAAGCUUCUACACUCCUUUAAUUUGUUUUUGUAACAGACAAGAACAUUCGGGGGCACUUUCCACCACAGUAAAGUAAAUAUGUAGUUAAGAAAAAAUCAGUAUCCGUUUGCCGGAUGGCAAACAGUGGGCAGUGGGUGGCAGUCGGUCGAGAAGCGGGAAAAGAAGCAGCUCCUGGAGCCUAGUAAAUGCUGUAAAUAUCCUUUUCUUUUUGUUUGUUUCGGUAUGGCAAUGGAAGUCGAACCGGUGCGAAAACCGAAAAGGGGGAAAGCGGAAGAAAAACACUAAAAACAGUCACUGUGUGUUCAUCCAACUUGUUUUUAAAUGGGAAAGAUGCGCAAGAAUGCAGACAGCUAACGAAAGAGAAAAAAAAAACCUUAGAUGUAAGUAGAUUAAAUUGAGGUAACAAAUGAUCGUUGCAAUAGAACCGGUACGCGGUAGAAAAGCUCCUCCGGUGAGAUAGGCUUAAGGACUACUGCCUACGUCAUCGGUGUUGAAACGGUGUCUAUUCCAAAUUGCCGCCAGUAGUCAACAACAUCGUUUCGACUCCGAGUGUAGCCAAGGCAACGCGAGCAAGGAUGAUCGUUUCCAUUUAUUAUGAUGCAAUUUUGUUCGUUCGUUUUUUUUUCUUUUCCGAUAAAUAAUGUUGUUAUAGGUUUGUAAAUAAAAGAAAUUUUUAUAUCAAAAGAA
Molecule: messenger RNA, 4793 nt
Organism: Anopheles coustani
Lineage: Eukaryota; Metazoa; Arthropoda; Insecta; Diptera; Culicidae
Gene: Edem2
Product: ER degradation-enhancing alpha-mannosidase-like protein 3
Exons: 12
Coding region: 678-3098 (806 amino acids)
Biological process (GO): mannose trimming involved in glycoprotein ERAD pathway; endoplasmic reticulum mannose trimming; carbohydrate metabolic process
Cellular component (GO): membrane; endoplasmic reticulum
Molecular function (GO): calcium ion binding; mannosyl-oligosaccharide 1,2-alpha-mannosidase activity
Source: RefSeq, a predicted model, not a curated record